Molecule: messenger RNA, 2437 nt
Organism: Gasterosteus aculeatus aculeatus (three-spined stickleback)
Lineage: Eukaryota; Metazoa; Chordata; Actinopteri; Perciformes; Gasterosteidae
Gene: rpz4
Product: rapunzel 4
Source: RefSeq, a predicted model, not a curated record
CACAGCCUCUUUAGUCUUUCGCUCUCUGCUGGGCGCGCCUGCGUCACGCGGGAGUCACGUGACCGCGCGCGAGUCAACGCGUCCGCAAAGUUGAGUUUUGUUUUCCUUCCGCGGGGCCUUGUUUUUUUCUCCAGCUUUUGCUGCGUUGGAGCGAAGGGAGCGGGCCGCAGUCCAACAACACUGAAAAAACGACAGUGAGUCGCUCAAGAAAAACCCGACAUCUGCUGUUCCUCUGUCUUGAGAGACGUCAGCAAAGAUGGCAAACCAGCUGCAGCAGCUCGUGUCGGAGAAGAAGGAAUUGGUGGAGCAUGUGAUGGAAAUCUUUGAACAUGGAGCUGAAAUGGUGGCCAGCAUCGCCGGCGACCUUUUCCCCAUUUUCUCCAUCGCCGCUCCAAUCGUCAAACUGGCUCUGGACAACGUGGAAAGCAAAGAGGCGGCGUUCAUGAAGGAGCAGUUUCAGAAGGUGCGAGAUCGCCUGGAGGUGAUCUCCGAAGAGCUCCAGCGGAUCAACGAGGAGAUUAAGAAGAGCGGGUUGGACGCUGUGUAUUUCCCAGUUGAGGAGAACAUCACCAACCAGUUCAGGAAGUACAUGGACAUCCUCAACGCCAAACCCAAGUUCCGGGAAGUCAAGAAGAAGCUUUUCCUCGAACAUUUUGCCAAGACGGGUGGUGAAAAAAACCUCCACACCCUCUACAACUCUGUGACCGGGGACACCAUCUCCGGGGAAUCUGUCCUCGAGAUCACGCUGAACUAUCAGCAGAAAAGUCGCCGGCCGGUGGAGGAGUUCUGCGCCCGGCUGAAGAACCUGUUCUGCAUCGGACUCAUCGCGCUGCUGGGCCACGCCUCUCUGAAGGGGUACGACGAGGAGGACGCGCUGCUGAAAGACUGGGCCGAGAAGAUGAAGACCAUCCAGCUCAAAAUGAACGCCGUCAUCGAAGACUGCAUCGUCAGCUUCCCCAAACAGGCGGAGAUCGAUUCACGCCAGCUGGUGAGAGACGACUCAAGCUUAACCAACCAGCAGUUGGCCGACGCCAUCGUAGAGAAGCUGAAGAAGAAGUACGACUGGGUGGGCUGGUCCGUGCGCGUUUUCAAGUCUCCCUCCGGCCUGUUCGCCAACAAGAAGGAUCACCACAACGCCAUGGGGAAGAGCCGCUUCCAGCUCACGUCAUCGGACGAGAAGCUCAACAUCUGCGUGUCCUACAGCUCGUCGCCCGAGCCGGUGGACGGCAGUCCCAUCCAGCAGCUGAUCCAGAGUGAGAAGAAGCUGACGGCAGUGGGCGUGGCCGAGGUCCUGUACGAGAAGCUGCCCGGCAGCUACAUGGUCCACGCGGUCAAAACCAGCAAGGACCUGGCGUGCUCCUGGAGCUUCUCGGAUGAGCUCCACUACUGGAAGGAGCACAAGAACAUCUACGUCUGCGUUCACUCGGACUGAAGUUUGAGACGCAGAGAAAAGUCAAUCAUUCAGUUUUUUGGUAACUUUGCGUUUUCGGACGCAGAUCACGGAGUCCCUCGCUGCCUGCGCCUUUAAAAUACACAACAGUUCAAAUCCAGUGCAUUUUAUUUCUACGAUGUAAUAUUACAAAGUCUGUCCUGAUGGGUUCAAUAAUCAGUGCAACAUACGACACCCUUGAUUCAGAGUAGGAUAGAAGAUAUAAAUGAUGGGGAAGAAACCCCGCGGAGGGAUAACUGGGACAUUAUUCCCCUCUGUUUGUUACGAGACUGCUCAAUCAGAAGUUCACAGUCGCUGAAGACUUGUUGUUCUUGAUGUACGACGGUCAGUUUCAGGCGGACGUGGGGGCCUUUUUUUAUGCAGGAAAAGUAGUUGACGUGGGAUCCGUCUGUCUUACGUAGAUAACGUGUGCGCGGUGAUAAGCGGCGACCUCGCCUUGCUGACACACCGUCAGAGAAAAAUGUCUCUGGAUAUUUUCCAGAGACAUUCUUCAUUUUGAUUUCACGUCUUUUCGUCUGAGGAGAACAGUAAACCAGCUGCCCAGCAGAGCUCUUCUUAUGUGCACAAACGGAAAGGUUUCACCCGCUCAAAGCCGAAAGAUUUACUUAAUUGAGUUCUGGGUAAAUCACGAGACGGGAUCUGUACAACAUCAACACUACUUUGAAAGAAAUACGGCAUGUUUACACUGAAAAAAAGACACCACUGAACUGUUAUUGUUUUAGAUGUUUUUAUUUGACGUAUAUUUUAGACCGCUUUAAUCGGUGUGAGUUCUUUGUAUGUUGUUUUUAUGUUAUCAUCUAAAACAUUUGACUAUUUUACCAAAACAUUCCUUAUAUAUAGUGAAAUAUUGAUAAGAUGUUUUUGCACAGUUUUGUAAUAUCUAUUUCCAUAUGUUACAUUUGAAUUAUCUCUGUCUGAUACAAAAUCACUGGUUGCAUCAAAACAAUAAACUUUAUAAAUCUUCCCAAUAAACUCGGUCAAAAGUAA